Pipistrellus kuhlii (Kuhl's pipistrelle) is the source of this 5757-nucleotide messenger RNA. It is a transcript of the gene DAGLA, whose product is annotated as diacylglycerol lipase alpha. The transcript has 20 exons. Bases 319 to 3414 code for a protein of 1031 amino acids. NCBI's taxonomy places the organism in Eukaryota, Metazoa, Chordata, Mammalia, Chiroptera, Vespertilionidae. Gene Ontology annotation, biological process: lipid metabolic process. The record is from RefSeq and is a predicted model, not a curated record. Gene Ontology annotation, cellular component: dendrite membrane; postsynaptic membrane.
GGAGGAGUAGGCACGACCCCAGCCGCGAGCUUGCCAGCCACCAGCCGGCCGCCCGCUCGCCUGCAGCCCCGGCAGCAGCCGCUGGAAGAAGCGUCUGCACCGGGAGGGACGUGGGGACCUGCUGGGCUGGACGCGGCGGCCCCCUCCCCCGGGCCCGCCCCAGGGCCGUGGCCGUCAGCCGGGGGAGACUUGCCCGCUUCCUUGCUGAGCGAUGCUGGUCUCCGAGGAGACUCGUUUUCCCAGGAGCCGCCAGAGGGAGAGGAUCAGGUGCCAUGAGGUGAGCGCCAGGCCUGCUGAGCCUCCGCAGAGCCGCCAGCCAUGCCCGGGAUCGUGGUGUUCCGGCGGCGCUGGUCUGUGGGCAGCGACGACCUGGUGCUGCCGGCCAUCUUCCUCUUCCUCCUGCACACCACCUGGUUUGUGAUCCUGUCCGUGGUGCUCUUCGGCCUGGUCUACAGCCCGCACGAGGCCUGCUCCCUGAACCUGGUGGACCACGGCCGCGGCUACCUGGGCAUCCUGCUGAGCUGCAUGAUCGCCGAGAUGGCCAUCAUCUGGCUGAGUAUGCGCGGGGGCAUCCUCUACACGGAGCCCCGCGAGUCCAUGCAGUACGUGCUCUACGUGCGCCUGGCCAUCCUGGUGAUCGAGUUCAUCUACGCCAUCGUGGGCAUCGUCUGGCUGACCCAGUACUACACCUCCUGCAACGACCUCACCGCCAAGAACGUCACCCUGGGGAUGGUCGUCUGCAACUGGGUGGUCAUCCUGAGCGUGUGCAUCACCGUCCUCUGCGUCUUCGACCCCACGGGCCGCACCUUCGUCAAGCUGCGGGCCACCAAGAGGAGGCAGCGCAACCUGCGCACCUACAACCUGCGGCAUCGGCUGGAGGAGGGCCAGGCCACAAGCUGGUCGCGCCGGCUCAAGGUGUUCCUGUGCUGCACGCGAACCAAGGACUCGCAGUCAGACGCCUACUCGGAAAUCGCCUACCUCUUUGCCGAGUUCUUCCGGGACCUGGACAUCGUGCCCUCCGACAUCAUCGCUGGCCUGGUCCUGCUCCGGCAGCGGCAGCGGGCCAAACGCAAUGCUGUGCUGGACGAGGCCAACAACGACAUCCUGGCCUUCCUGUCGGGGAUGCCCGUGACCAGGAACACCAAGUACAUCGACCUCAAGAACUCGCAGGAGAUGCUGCGCUACAAGGAGGUCUGCUACUACAUGCUGUUCGCGCUGGCCGCCUACGGCUGGCCCAUGUACCUGAUGCGGAAGCCUGCCUGCGGCCUCUGCCAGCUGGCCAGGUCCUGCUCGUGCUGCCUGUGCCCCUCCCGGCCCCGGUUUGCGCCCGGCGUCACCAUCGAGGAAGACAACUGCUGCGGCUGCAACGCCAUUGCCAUCCGGCGCCACUUCCUGGACGAGAACCUGACGGCCGUGGACAUCGUCUACACCUCCUGCCACGACGCGGUGUACGAAACCCCCUUCUACGUGGCGGUGGACCACGACAAGAAGAAGGUGGUCGUCAGUAUUCGGGGAACCCUGUCCCCCAAGGACGCCCUGACGGACCUGACCGGUGACGCCGAGCGCCUGCCGGUGGAGGGCCACCACGGCACGUGGCUGGGACACAAGGGCAUGGUCCUCUCGGCCGAGUACAUCAAGAAGAAGCUGGAGCAGGAGAUGGUGCUAUCCCAGGCCUUCGGGAGGGACCUGGGCCGCGGGACCAAACACUACGGCCUGAUUGUGGUGGGCCACUCCCUGGGCGCGGGCACCGCCGCCAUCCUGUCCUUCCUGCUGCGCCCCCAGUACCCGACCCUCAAGUGCUUCGCCUACUCCCCGCCCGGCGGCCUGCUGAGCGAGGACGCCAUGGAGUACUCCAAGGAGUUCGUGACGGCCGUGGUUCUGGGCAAAGACCUUGUCCCCAGGAUCGGCCUGUCCCAGCUGGAGGGGUUCCGCAGACAGCUCCUGGACGUCCUGCAGCGGAGCACCAAGCCCAAAUGGCGGAUCAUCGUGGGAGCCACGAAGUGCAUCCCCAAGUCAGAGCUGCCCGAGGAGGCAGAGGUGACCACCAUGGCCAACACACGGCUCUGGACGCACCCCAGCGACCUGACCAUCGCCCUGUCGGCCAGCACCCCCCUCUACCCACCUGGCCGCAUCAUCCACGUGGUGCACAACCACCCCGCCGAGCAGUGCUGCUGCUGCGAGCAGGAGGAGCCCACGUACUUCGCCAUCUGGGGCGACAACAAGGCCUUCAACGAGGUGAUCAUCUCCCCGGCCAUGCUGCACGAGCACCUCCCCUACGUGGUCAUGGAGGGGCUCAACAAGGUGCUGGAGAACUACAACAAGGGGAAGACGGCCCUGCUCUCUGCUGCCAAGGUCAUGGUGAGCCCCACCGAGGUGGACCUCACUCCCGAGCUCAUCUUCCAGCAGCAGCCGCUGCCCACGGGGCCCCCCGUGCCCGCCGGCCUCGCCCUGGAGCUGCCCCCCGCAGACCACCGCAACAGCAACGCCAGAAGCAAGUCCCAGUCGGAGAUGAGCCUGGAGGGCUUCUCGGAGGGGCGGCUGCUGUCCCCAGUGGCUGCGGCCGCGGCCGCGCGCCAGGACCCCGUGGAGCUGCUGCUGCUGUCCACGCAGGAGCGGCUGGCGGCCGAGCUGCAGGCGCGGCGGGCGCCGCUGGCCACCAUGGAGAGCCUGUCGGACACGGAGUCGCUGUACAGCUUCGACUCGCGCCGCUCCUCCGGCUUCCGCAGCAUCCGCGGCUCGCCCAGCCUGCACGCCGUGCUGGAGCGCGACGAGGGCCACCUCUUCUACAUCGACCCCGCCAUCCCCGAGGAGAACCCGUCCCUGAGCUCCCGCACCGAGCUGCUGGCCGCCGACUCGCUGUCCAAGCACUCCCAGGACACCCAGCCCCUGGAGGCCGCGCCGGGCAGCGGGGGCGCCACCCCCGAGCGGCCCCCCAGCGCGGCGGCCCGCGAGCGGGGGGAGGAGGAGGGGGGCGGCGGGGAGCUGGCGCUGCACAACGGCCGCCUGGGGGACUCGCCCAGCCCCCAGGUGCUGGAGUUCGCCGAGUUCAUCGACAGCCUCUUCAACCUGGACAGCAAGAGCGGCUCCUUCCAGGACCUGUACUGCAUGGUGGUGCCCGAGAGCCCCACCAGCGACUACGCCGAGGGCCCCAAGUCGCCCAGCCAGCAGGAGAUCCUGCUCCGGGCCCAGUUCGAGCCCAACCUGGUGCCCAAGCCCCCGCGGCGCUUCGCAGGCUCGGCUGAGCCCUCCUCGGGCAUCUCGCUGUCGCCCUCCUUCCCGCUCAGCUCCUCCGGGGAGCUCAUGGACCUGACGCCCACCAGCCUCAGCAGCCUGGACAAGAUCCGGACUCCCUCCCCGCCCGGCCGCGGGGCCGGCCCCGCCCAGCAGGAGGACCUGGCCAUCUCGGCACGCUAGCCCCCCGCCCCCACCCCCCCACGCCCGCACCCGCGCCGACGGCCCCUCGGGCUCCAGGCGGCUGCCCCCGGAGGUCCGGUCAGCUUUGAGGAGAGGCCCCGGAGGUCAGUUGAGCCUCAGGCCUGGGGCGCUGCUGCUGAGCUGGGGGGUCACGUCCCUACCUCAGCCUAGAACCCCCAGAGCCAUGCAGCCGGCAUCUGGGCCCUCCAGACAGGGGCAGGGUGAGGAGGGGGAAAGAGCCUGGGGCCCUGCCACCUGCCCACCCUGCGGCCCCUGGCACCCCUGCUCCAGGACAAGCAGUGGCCACGAAUGCCCUUCCCUGCCCUCUGCUGCUCUCCCAGGGCCAGGAGGGAGAGCGGCCCUGCCCCACAUACUCUCACCUGUGGGCCAGGCUGGCAUCGGCCCUGGCCACCCCCCCCCCCAAGACCUGGUGCCUGCUGGCCAGCCCCUGAUGACCCCACGGGGGCCUGCAGUGCUGUGUAUGUUUACAGAAGCUGCUGGGCGGGGCUGCGGUGUGUCCUGGGCGUGCAAGCCCCACCUCCUCAAUCCUGUUCCGUGGCCCCGCUGGGCAGGGCAGGUGCCUGGGGAGUCCGGAGGAGGUGGGGUCAGGACCGCCCUGCUCUCCUCAGUGUUCCUCACCCUGUCCCCUCUGUGGAUGGGCCCUGGGCGCCCAGCCCGCCCGCUGCUCCUUACCUCCCAGCUCGUCUCUACCCCUGGGGUCCUGGUCAUUCCAAGGAUGGAGGGCACCACCGGGACCACCCCUGGCUGCUGAGUUAGUGCCCUGGGGGGGGGCACACCCAACCCCUCUUCCUUGUAGGCUCCACGGGACCUCACCUCCCCCCCACGCCUGGGCAGCUCGGGCCCUAGGAUCUGAGACCAAACGCCUUCUACUCCCCUCGCCCCUCCUCGCUGGCCUGGGCCUCGCCUGGGCGAUCUUCCUUCUAGUCGCCCGUGUCUGUUGACAGAAAGUGGGACCAAGGGUGGGGCACGGUGGCACCGGCUCACUGCUGGGUCAGGGGCUCUGGGGCUGGCCUGGCUUCGCCUGGGGGCUCCACAGCCCCCCCUGAGCGCUCGCUCCCCUUUGGAGAGCGGCCCUUCUCCCAGAGGCCCCGUGGGGGGCUGUGCAUGCUCGCGUGGGGCACCGGGGUGCAUGUGCAUGGGUGCGUGCUGUUCCUGAGGGAGGGGCCGCUGGGGUGCCCACCCGCCUGCCCGCCACUCCUCCCCACCUGCCAAGAGAGCAGCCCGGGACCACGAUGUGGCCGGGACGCAGGGGAGCCGGGUUUGGACGUCACCUGUUCUCCUGUCGCACCUGCUGCUCUGACCCCUGAUUUGGAAAACCUGUGCCAAGGCGCUGACAUCCGCUGUGCCUUCGUCUCCUCGGAGGCAUAACCCUCCCCCCUCUGGCCCCACCGUGGCCCCCGUCAGCUUGGCUCCCCGUCCCCUGAUCACUGGUACCUUGGGCUGUGCCAUGACCCUGACCCCACUCACCGCUGGGAUUGGCCCAGACCCUGCCCUGGGACCCUGCCCCCACCCCCCGACCGAGGGGCACCGAGACCUGGAGGGAGCUGGGCCUCCCUCCCUCUGUGACUCCCACCCCUCACCAGGCUCCCCGCCCUGCCCCUGCUGCAGGCCCAGCACAGAAGCAAUUCGAAUCAGUGGCCCUUCGCGUACGAAGACAGACCAAUGAGAAAUCAGAGUAACGUUCCCACGAGCACCCAGGCCAACCGCAGGGAGCCUUUCGGUCUGGCCUUCCCAUGCCUCCUCCGCCGAGGCGGGCCCAAGACCUCUGAGGGGUGUGGCGCCCACCCGUGCCCAGGACUGAGCCAUCAGGGACAGACGCCCCGCCCCAAGGCUGCAGCCACACAGGGUUACAGGCUUGGGGCCGGGGCAGACUCGGACUCAGCCCUGAUGCUCCGGGGCCAGCCCACCCCUCCCCGCCCCCACCCGACGGGUGGCCUGCCUGUGUCUCUGCCCUCCUCCCACAUCACACUUGGGGGGUCUGAGCCACCCCCCUCAGCCCCGCUCGGCUCAGCUUGACCCCCUCACUCUGUUCCCCAGACCCGCAGCACAAGCUCCCCCGGCCACGCGCUGGCCUGUCCUCUGGGGGCCUGGGUGGCCGGGGACCCCCAUAUGCAAUCGAUAGCGAGCAGCCGGGCCCCCCGCCCCGACAUGCACUCCAUGUGCCAUUCUCCUGCGACGUUUUUGUACCUAAUGUAUGAAAGAUCCAGACUAACACUGCUGUACAGAGGAGAGACAAAUUAAUAUAGCCUAUUCUAUAAAUAUAUCUGUAUAUAACGGUUCCUGUACAUUGUAUAGACUACUGUGUAUAAACUGGAUGCAGAA